This is a messenger RNA of Exserohilum turcica Et28A, 1451 nucleotides long. RefSeq lists its product as uncharacterized. The record is from RefSeq and is a predicted model, not a curated record. Lineage: Eukaryota; Fungi; Ascomycota; Dothideomycetes; Pleosporales; Pleosporaceae. Gene Ontology annotation, molecular function: oxidoreductase activity. The transcript is spliced from 2 exons. The coding region runs from base 9 to 1451 and encodes 480 amino acids.
ACGCAACCAUGUUCACAGCACACAGCCUCGUGCUUCUCGCACUUGGUCUUGACACCGUCGUCGCAACAGCACCCUCCGAGAUAAUCAGAGAUGUCGCCAUCAUCGGCGGCGGCGCAUCCGGUACCUACGCAGCAGUGCGGCUCCGCGAAGACCUGCACAAGAGCAUUGUAAUCGUUGAGACGCGCCCCAACCUCGGCGGCCAUACAAGUACCUACCGCGUGCCUGGCACAAACGCCUCGGUCGACUACGGCGUGCAGUCCUAUCUCCCCUACGGCCCUGCAACCGACUUCUUCGCGCGCUUCGGCAUCGCCACAGAGCCCUUUGCAGGCCAGCGCCUCACGCCCAUCAACGUCGACGUCGAGACAGGCAAGCUGCUCGCAGGCUAUACGGCUCCGAGUGCGAAUGCAACCAACGGGGCGUUUGCGCGGUGGCUCACCAUCACGCAAAAAUACCAGCAGUACCUCGAGCCCGGGUACUGGGACUUCCCGGCCCCAAAUGCGAUUCCCGCGGAUUUCCUCAUGCCGUUUGAGGAGUUUGCGCAAAAGAACAAUAUCGAGGCUGCGGUGCCGCGUAUUGUGACUAUCUCGGGCGUGGGAUAUGGAGGUGUGAGAGAGCUGCUCACGUUGACUGUUUUCCAGGCGUUUGGUGCGGCACUGACGAAAGACCUGCUAAGCGGCACCCUGUUCCACCCCGUGCCAAACAACAGUCUUCUGUACGAACGCGCCCUCUCCCUGCUAUCCAGCGACGUGCUACUUUCCAGCACGGUAACCAAGACCGUUCGCACUCCAGACCACUUUAUCCUAUCGGUAGCGCAAGGCGGCAGUGGCAAGAAAUACACCAUCAAAGCCCGGCGCAUCCUCUUCACCGCGCCCCCUACCCCCAAAAACCUGGCGCCCUUCCACCCGGACGCCAAAGAAGCCUCGGCCGUGGCGAAAUGGCCCCAAGGCGCCGAGUUCGUCGGCAUCAUCAAAGCAAAGUGUUUGCCGGAGAAAACGUCCAUUACCCAUCUGCCUUCGGCCGUGGUGCCUAGCAAGCAGCUCAAGAUCAAAGACUGGCCGUACAGUUUGCGACUGGAUUCUACGGGCCCCGCGGGCGAGUCGCUGUUCCGCGUCGUGUUCGGCGCAAAUUACACCGUCUCUGCGGAGGGCCUCAAGGAGCUGGUGCGGAAGAGUGUGGGCGAUGUGUUGCGCGAGGGCGCGGUGGGUAAUGCUACUGCUGAUCCCGCACACUGCGAUGUCGACUUCAAGGCCGUGUCGGAUCAUACGAGGCCGUGGUGGCCGCAGUCGGCGGAAGAGCUGCGCAAGGGAUUCGUGCAGGACUUGUAUUCACUCCAGGGUUACAGGAACAUUUGGUAUACGGGGUAUGCGUGGGGUGCGCAGUACAGUUCUACUGUUUGGGCAUUCACGGACACUGUGUUGAAGCGCAUGUUGACUGAUUUGGACCGCCAAUGA